Messenger RNA from Bolinopsis microptera, 1700 nucleotides. Its product is annotated as zinc finger MYND domain-containing protein 10-like. NCBI's taxonomy places the organism in Eukaryota, Metazoa, Ctenophora, Tentaculata, Lobata, Bolinopsidae. The coding region runs from base 1 to 1413 and encodes 470 amino acids. Gene Ontology annotation, cellular component: cytoplasm; centriolar satellite. Gene Ontology annotation, biological process: motile cilium assembly; inner dynein arm assembly; outer dynein arm assembly. The record is from RefSeq and is a predicted model, not a curated record. The transcript is spliced from 2 exons.
AUGAAAAACUAUCAUUUUAUCACAACACCUCAACCCAGAAUGGCUGAAGGAACAGAAGCAGUACAAUCAGUUCUCUACUACACAGAAGCGGAAGCAUUUGUUGAAUCACUCCGCACAUUCCACAUCAAAGACAUUGGAACGGACAAAUGGGAAACACAGAGAGAAAACAUAGAGAAACUGAAUAUUCAGGCGGUGGUGGACGCUACUAACAAUGUGGAAGAAUCUAUCAAAGAACUGUUGAUAACCCACGAGAAAAUACCCACUAUAAUACACGAACUCAUAGCGCUGGAUCUCUGGAAACGAAACAUUCUCCCUAAAAUCCUAGAAAUGGAUUUUAACGCAGAGACCUCCUUCCCUGCAUACGUAGUCAUGUUCUACGAGGCUAUCCUGAUAGGGCUGCUAGAAGUACUUCUCUUUCACAGCGAGUGUUGUGAAGCAGCCGGGGACUCACUACACGAUCUGUUGCAAUACUGCCAACAUAAGUUAGUGUGGUUGGUGGCUGGGGAGGAGGACUGGCAUACCAUCUCCACAGAGACCACUAGUGUUGAGGAUGCCAAGGAGGAGCUUAUCAAGAGACACAAGAAAAUAUCGUUUGAUGUGGCACUGAAAUGUAUUGCAGUGGUGAGGUAUGUUGGAGAGCAUUCCAAGGAUGUUUCGUUAGGUAUCACCACACGUGUUCUGAACACGUACGAUUUCCCCGCAAUAUUUGCUGGGCUGAUUGAUAACCCCCCGUGGUUAGUCCGGGAAGACAAGGGACAGUGGUUGAAGUAUGAUAACAGUAAGUGGAAUAAAACCUCACAUGAUGAUGUUAAGAAACUCAGCAAACUUGAAGGUCAGCUCUGGAUUGGAAUGUUACAGUUCUUAAUGUCAGAGAAUUGUCAGAGGAACUAUCAGCUCAACUCUUCCAAUCAAGCCAGUAUUCUGAAGUUGCGUGCGCACUUUCACCCUCAAGUAUUGAACCAGCUGCCAGCGCUCGUUGACUUGCAGCGCUACUUGGAGGAGUUGUCCCUCAUGUCCACUCCUACAUCGCGCCCACCUCUCAUUCUAGAACAAGUUCCCGAAUUUUAUACAGCACUUGAGAAUAAAUGUAACGGCAAGUGGCACGACCUUGCUGUCAAACAUUACAAAGCUAUAUUCUGCAUGUCAAAGGAGCGAAUGAAGAAGCAAGCUGACAAGUUUGCUGCCACAUAUGACAUGGAUGUAAUGUCUGACCUGAUAGCUGAACCUCCUAAGUGUGAGAACUGCGGAGAAGGUGCAGCUAAAAGAUGCUCAUCAUGCCAAACUUCCUGGUAUUGUGGAAGGGAAUGCCAGGUGAAACACUGGUCCAAACAUAAGGAAAAUUGUAAGCUUAUUGCUAAAACUAUGAAGCAUGCUAAGGACCUAAAGGCUGCUAAUAAUCAGGGCGGUUCAUGAACAGAUUUGCAUUUAGGGCCAUUUUCAUCAUUCUUUACAAACUGUUCAUUGUACAGUCGUCAGAUAUUUGAGCAUUCUUCGAAUUUCUAGGUCGAUGUACAGAAUUUUUAAUUUUUCAGUGUAAAUAACCACCAUUUCUACCAAUUUUUACACUUCACAGUUCAUAGUUGCAGAAAGUAGUAUAUUUAUUUUCAGAGCUUAUUAAUAUUAUAUAUAUUGUUGUACGGUAAAUCUAAACUUUAUUUAUAAUGUAUAAAUAAUGUAUAAAUUCAAGUUGUUAAUCAUAA